Pieris macdunnoughi is the source of this 2706-nucleotide messenger RNA. Lineage: Eukaryota; Metazoa; Arthropoda; Insecta; Lepidoptera; Pieridae. The record is from the annotation of a GenBank genome assembly.
AUGAAGCGUACAUUCCUUCUCACACUACUCAUAAUUACCGCGAGCUGUCAAGACAGCGACACAGACUACAAGGACAUAGAACCAGAGAGAACUCUACGAGAGACAACCGAAGCCAUCACAGAUACACCCAGCGAUGAAAUUGAUAAUGAAGAAAAAAUAGAAAUAAAAGAUUUCGGUGAUAAUGAGACAACCGUACAAGAUGUUGUAACAGAAGCAUUCACAAUGUCAUUAGACAAUAAUGUUUAUGAAAUAAGAGAGGAUAUUUAUUCUAAUACACACAAUGUACAGUUGGAUGCCCCAGAAAUAACGACGCGAGCCCCUGACACAAUAGACGGCGUUGUUUCAAAUCUUUCUGAACUAGAUGAUGAAAUGGUGUCUGGACAGCGAAGCCCUAAGACCGAAAACUCUGACUCCAACCCCCCGGACCUCCGAACCUUCGAGAAGCCCAAACCUGUCCAAGCCUUAAGCAAAGCUGCGACCCUGCGGUCGUGGCUCGAAGACUCCUGGCUCCGACCGCCCGCAGGUGUCCUGGUACCUUUAAGACCGGCUGCACUGUCACGUGCCCUGGCUGUAUGGAACGAUCUGACAGCUGACGGCCUCAAUCUGACAGACAUUGUCAUAGUCGGAUAUGACGAAAACGGUGUCAACUGGCGUUCCAGACAUAACCUACAGCCAUCAGUCACCACUUCAGGAGUCAAAACCGUCAGUAACGCGUUAUCUAAACUCCUGCGCAAGUAUCAAGGUGUGUACACAGACUCAACCAUUGAUGGCACAAUGAGAGCAUUGGCUUCAGCUACCAAACUUGUGCCCUAUGAUAGCGCAUUAUUUCUGGUCACGGACAAGGCACCAGGGGACCCGCAACGACUUCCCUUAGCUCUGAGGGCUUUAGUCGAAAAGAGGCUUAAGGUGUACACUAUAUGGACGGAUCCAAACUAUCCAACACCAGAGUCAGAGGCCGCACUGCAAGAUCUGAAGAACAUAUCUUCACAUACAGAAGGGGAAGUUCUGCCAUAUUCAUUGCCUAUCACCGACAUAGACACAUCACUUCUGGCCGAGCUCCAACAGUGGAAUCCACUAGAAGAUCAGCCUAGAAGGGGUAGAGUCAAGAAAUACCCUAGCUAUGACGAUUUCGAUACUCUCGUGAUGAGGAAAGGAGGGGGCGAAUCUAUAUCUUUAGGGAUACCAGUGGAAAACGGGGUCACAUCACUGAAGAUAUACUUAGAAGGUGCCAUCGAACACGCAGUAUUGUAUCCACCCAAUGACGGUCCUCAGAUCGACCUGUACAACGCAUCAUCUAUCCGUGCUUUCUCAGCUGCCUCCAGAUCUGAAGGAUUAUCACCAAGAGAGGUUUUCUUGGUAUUUCCGAGGAUGGCGCCUGAUGAGAGCAUGCUAUCAGUUCUACCAGUGUAUCCAGCAGAGGACCAAGCAAUGGUCGGCCUCUGGCACCUAAGCGUCAAAUGUGACCUCUGCGAUUACAGAUUGCGGGUAGCUGCAAAAUCACACUUGCAUUUUAACGUCGACGUUGUUGAGGACAUGCUGAAACUCAAAAUAACGGGACCAGUUGCGAGCAUCCGCGACACGUUAGUAAUAGACGAAUACGGAACAGAACUAGCCAAACUUCCAUUUAGCUAUCAACCAAUAGCGGAGACGGACAAACAAACAGACAUAUUUGGUGAAUUAGGUAUACCCAGCGUAUCCAGCUCUAAUAUUUACGUCAGAAUCCUUGGAAGGGACAUCAAAGGAGAACCAUUCACAAGAUUAUCGGGGCCCAUCCACAAGCAGACAGAGGUUCGCCUGGGAAGAUCAGCGUCCAUCGUCUUUCCGGAGACGCCAAACGAUUUAGAACAAGCCGAGGAAAUUGAUUCUGUCAUCUACCAGAACAGACCGAUUGGCAGAUCUAUGUCACAGUUACUAAAUCAAAGUGGCGUGGUUUUAACAACAGUACAAGUUGGGCUCAGUUCAAGACUCUACGGAUCACCUGGAGAUAGACUGCAGUUAUACUUCGAAGUUACAAAUCACAGAGAGCAAAGGAUUCGAUUUAAUUUCGAAGCUAAAGGAGAGCUUUUUCUGCUGAAUGGUAUUGAGCCGACAUCACGAGAUAUAAAUGCUGGUGAAACAUUUACGGUGAUAGUCAACUUGCUAAUAUCAGCCAAUACACAACCAGGUCGGGAUCUCAUCACCUUCACGGCGUUUGCGGGCACUGAGCAACUUUCUUCAUCAGUGUAUGUAUACAUACUGGCCUCGGGUCAAACUAUCAACGAUGUAAAUGCUCCAGAAGUGAGUCACAAUUUCCAAGGCUCCUGUAUACUCCGACAAGGGAGUGACUGUGCUGAAUAUACCUGGACUACGAAUGUACUUGCCAGAGACCCUGCUUCUGGCCUGCUUCGUGUCACAUCAUCCCCAGUGGGUGUGUUUUAUGACAGCAACUUCAUAGCUGGGUCCAGGGAGCAAUUGCAGGCAACAUACAGAGCCACUUGUUGUUCACCACGGGUGAUAAUAAACGCUGUUGAUGCCUUGGGCAACACUAACAGCUAUACCAUAGAUAUUUCUUAUUACCUUCCACCUGCCGCCAUAGCAGCCAUUGUACUAGGUGUAUUUCUAUUGAUUGCAAUUAUAGCUCUCACAAUAUUCCUUAUUUACUGGUGUGUAAGACGGAGAAAGGAUAUCAGGGAUCUGCCUACUUACACAUCAAGAAAUGUUAGUUAA